This is a messenger RNA of Pedinophyceae sp. YPF-701, 1017 nucleotides long. Lineage: Eukaryota; Viridiplantae; Chlorophyta; Pedinophyceae. The record is from the annotation of a GenBank genome assembly.
AUGACGUGGGAGAGGGACUACGAGAAGCUGACCGCGCUCGAGCGCGGCCUGCUGACGCGAGCGCACGACUUCGUGACCCACGACGGAGUGCCACGGCUCAGGCAGCAGGUACUGUGCGUGGCGGCCAUGGCCGCGUUCGACCGCAUCCCUCUGGCCCUGCGCGGGCUCCCAGUUACACCGGCGUGCCGCUUCCUGUACCGCGAGGGCCUGGUGCAGUACUGCCGGCUGCUGGACUCCGCGGGCUACAAGGACGUCCGCGACCUGGCGUUCGCGGACGUUGCCGACCUGUCGAGCGCGGGGGUCGCGUGGACACCGCACGUCCGCCGCAUCACGGGCGCCGCCCGGGAGUGGUCCGCGGCGCCGCGCAGCCCGCUCCACGUCGCGACCUCGCUUGCCUCGUCGGCGGCCUGGUCCCUCGCGGCCCUGGCGGGGUUCGCGCUCGUUGCGACGGCGAUCGGCGUGGCGCUCCUCGCGCUGCUGGGAAGCUCCCCGGGCUCGAAGGAGCGGCUGGGAACUGCCACGGGCGUCGUGGCCGCCACCGCGUGGGCGCGGUACCGCAUUGCGCGGCGCGUCUGGCCGCACCUGGGGACCAAGGACCGCCGGCCGGACGUCCUCACGCCGCUGCGCGUCGCCUCGGUGCCGCGGGCGGUGGUGGACAUCACGCCGGCGUCCAUCGCGCCCGGCGCGUCCGGCCGCAGCGUCGAGGACCUGGCGCCGACGCAGAAGGCGGAGGGGUCGCAGCGAGAUAGUUCCGGGGGCUCGAACUCGCCCACGGGGCUGGACGCGGCAGGGCCCGGCCGCGUGGGGGCGCGCUCGCGGCAGGUGGGCAGGGCGGGGUGCUUGCCGGGGAUGCACCCGGCGCGCCUCGGGGGGUACUUGUCGAGCAUCCUGCGGGGGAAGGCGCCGCACAAGGUCAAGAUACAGCUCUCGCCCAUCGGCAGCGCCCGAAGCAAGACGUCCUCGGGGCGGUUGUCGCGGUACGACAGCGCGGUGUCGCCGGCGCUCGAGGCGCGGUAG